This is a messenger RNA of Rosa chinensis, 1543 nucleotides long. Its product is annotated as PP2A regulatory subunit TAP46. The transcript has 9 exons. Gene Ontology annotation, molecular function: protein phosphatase 2A binding. NCBI's taxonomy places the organism in Eukaryota, Viridiplantae, Streptophyta, Magnoliopsida, Rosales, Rosaceae. The record is from RefSeq and is a predicted model, not a curated record. Bases 135 to 1361 code for a protein of 408 amino acids. Gene Ontology annotation, cellular component: cytosol. Gene Ontology annotation, biological process: regulation of dephosphorylation; regulation of signal transduction.
CUUCUCCCUCUUUAAUUUCCCGAAAUUUCCAAUCCCUUCCAGAAUCCCAAAUUCCCAAAUCUCAAAAACCCUAGAAUUUCAAAUUCCGCGAUUCAAAGCUUAAUUCUUUGGAUCAUUUCUCCAAAUUAACAUCGAUGGGCGAACUCAAUAUGGACGAUAUGCCUCUACCGGCGCUGUUCGAGCAAGCUCGGAAGGUCCAUUUCACGGCGACGGAGUCCGGCAAUGAGAUUGAUCAGGAGGAGGUGAAGAAAGCGUGCAGGGCUCUGGAGAAGUGCGAUGAAAUGAUAAGCAAGCUUGGGUUGUUCUCAACCAACGAGACCAAGGAGGAUAUCAGCACCACCAAUCUCAAGUAUAUUAUGGUGCCGUAUUAUCUUGGUGAGUUGACUGAGAAGGUUGGGCAUGAUGAUAGGAUACAGAUUGUUAAGGCAGCUCAGGCUAAGUUAAAGGAAUUUGUUUCGUUUUGUGAGGCGAUGGAGCUUGUGCCGGAAGAAGAGUUGGAAGCGUCUAGACAAGAUGGUCCAAAAUCCAAUUCAAUGGCUGACCGAAGGGCUCAGAAGAUUGCUCGAUUCAAACGCCAAAGAGCGGCAGAAUCAAAGUUGCUGGAAAUUAAGGAGAGGAAAGAGCGGAGAGGGCGUUCAACUAGGGCGUCUGCCUUGUCAACUCCUAUUGAGGCAGGAGAUGAAGAUGUGCUGGAUGAUGAUGGAGAGGAGGAACGAGAGGCCUGGUUUACUUCUAUCUCUUUGGCACUCUGUAAGGCUUUUGAUCUAUUGGAAAUGCUAAAGAAGGAAGAAGAGAUGUUGCUAGCUUUUAAGGAAAGGCAAUCAAAGGAGGGGGAUAAGGAAUUUUAUCAAGAAGUUCUUGAUGAUCGUGCCCAGAGGGCUGAAGCUUGGCAUCGUAAUGCUGCAGCUCGAGUGCAGUACAGUAAACCAGCACCGCCUAUCACAUGUGCAACUUUUGCACAAGAUGUUCUAGAAGGGAGAGCAAAUGUGUCACAGAUGCAUGAGCACAAACACCAGCCACUAAUCUUUGGACCAGCAAGUCUUAUUGGUGGAAGCAUAACAAGUGAGAGGGAAAGGAUGGCAGCUCAGGUUUUCCAACCUAGUCAUAGGUUACCCACUAUGAGCAUUGAGGACGCUGGGCUGAAGGAGAUGGAGAUAAUGAACAAAUGGCAAGAGAGGAAUGUUAAACUCAUGGAAGAAGCAAACUCUUCAUGGUACAAUGACAGUGGGAAACUGCCAGGACCGCCCCAGGAAGAUGAUGAAGAUGAUGAUGCUGCUCAAGACAAGGCAAGGGCAUGGGAUGACUGGAAAGACGAUAAUCCUCGAGGUGCUGGCAAUAAGAAGCUCACCCCUUGUGGAUAAAGUCUGCAUGGAAACACUGCCUUACAGACGCAGGAUCUAAAUUAUUGUGUUUGAUGACUAGUUUAAACUCAUGUAAAUUAAUUUUGUUUUUUUUUUGUUUUUUAAUAAAAGCAUUUUCAUGAAAUUCGAGAGGUUUUUGUUUUUGGUUCGGUAUCAAUUUCAGCUUAGUUGUCUUUCAAUCA